Neofelis nebulosa (Clouded leopard) is the source of this 2395-nucleotide messenger RNA. RefSeq names its product kelch like family member 30 (gene KLHL30). The transcript has 7 exons. NCBI's taxonomy places the organism in Eukaryota, Metazoa, Chordata, Mammalia, Carnivora, Felidae. Bases 45 to 1781 code for a protein of 578 amino acids. Gene Ontology annotation, molecular function: protein binding. The record is from RefSeq and is a predicted model, not a curated record.
GGGGCCCGGCUCUUCUUCCCCGUGAGCGGGUGGCACUGGCAGCCAUGGUGCGGAACGUGGACGACCUGGACUUCCGCGUGCCCUCGCACGCCCAGGACACGCUGGACGGCCUGCAGCGGCUGCGCUCCCAGCCCCAGCUGGCCGACCUCACGCUGCUGGUGGGUGGCCGGGAGCUGCCCUGCCACCGCGCCCUCCUGGCGCUGAGCAGCCCCUACUUCCACGCCAUGUUCGCGGGCAACUUCGCCGAGAGUUUCUCGGCACGAGUGGAGCUGCGGGACGUGGAGCCCGCCGUGGUGGGGCAGCUGGUGGACUUCGUGUACACGGGCCGGCUGACCGUCACGCAGGGCAACGUGGAGGCGCUGACGCGCGCGGCCGCCCGCCUGCACUUCCCCGCCGUGCAGAAGGUCUGCGGCCGCUACCUGCAGCACCAGCUGGACGCCACCAACUGCCUGGGCAUCUGCGAGUUCGGGGAGCAGCAGGGGCUGCCGGGCGUGGCCGCCAAGGCCCGGGCCUUCCUGCGGGAGAACUUCGAGGCCGUGGCCCAGGAGGACGAGUUCCUGCAGCUGCCCCGGGACCGGCUGGCCACCUGCCUGGCCGGCGAGCUGCUGCAGGUACAGCCGGACCAGAGCCGGCUGGAGGCCCUGCUGCGCUGGGCGCGUCACGACCCUCAGGCCCGGGCCGUCCACCUGCCCGAGCUGCUCAGCCUGGUGCGCCUGGACGCCGUGCCCAGGCCACGCGUGCAGCACCUGCUGGCCACGGAGCCGCUGAUCCGGGGCUCGGAGGAGUGUCGGGUGGCCCUGUCGCAGGGUCACGACGAGGCGCUGCCGGGCCUCCCGCAGAAGCUGCAGGAGGUUCUGGUGGUUGUGGGCGGGCGGGCACUGGAGGAUGAGGAGGGGGCCGAGGAAGCCACCCCUCACGGCAGGAACUUCGCCUUCUACAACACCAAGGCCAAGAGGUGGAUGGUGCUCCCAGACUUCCCCGACUACCACAAGUGGGGCUUCUCCCUGACGGCACUCAACAACACGGUCUAUGUCACAGGUGGCUCCCGGGGCACCAAGACAGACACCUGGUCAACCACCCAGGCCUGGUGCUUUCCUCUGAAGGAGGCAGCCUGGAAGCCAGUGACACCCAUGCUGAAGGCCCGCACGAACCACGCCAGUGUGGCGCUCAACGGGGAGAUCUAUGCCAUCGGCGGGACCACUCUGGACGUGGUGGAGGUGGAGAGCUACGACCCCUACACAGACACCUGGACGCCCAUCAGCCCGGCCCUCAAGUACGUCAGCAACUUCUCCGCGGCCGGCUGCCAGGGCAGGCUGUACCUGGUGGGCUCCAGCGCCUGCAAAUAUAACGCCCUGGCCCUGCAGUGUUACAACCCUGUCACAGACUUGUGGAGCGUGAUCGCCUCGCCCUUCCUCCCCAAGUACCUGUCCUCGCCCCGCUGCGCCGCACUGCAGGGGACUCUCUACCUGGUCGGUGACAACACCAAGAAGGUCUACAUGUACGACCCCGGGGCCAACCUGUGGCAGAAGGUGCAGUCCCUGCACAGCCUGCACGAGAACGGUGCGUUGGUGCCGCUGGGUGACACGCUGUACGUGACGGGGGGCCGCUGGCAGGGCGUGGACGGCGACUACCACGUGGAGAUGGAGGUCUACGACCGCGGGCGGGACGCCUGGACCCACCACGGCGCCCUGCCCCGCCUCUGGCUCUACCACGGGGCCUCCACCGUCUUCCUGGACGUGUCCAAGUGGACCCAGCCCUUCAGCCCCACCCAGGAGCACUGAGCAGCUCUGGGUCGGACGGGGGGUGGGGGUGGGGGUGGUGGCUGAGCCCCCCACCCAGGGGACGGCCCCCCUUCGUGUGCUGCCUGUCUGUUCAGCUGGUGCUGCCGGGCCCCCCAGGGCUCGGGCCACCAGGGACAUCAGAGGACACCGCAGCCACCACCCCGGCCCUGAGUUGACCAACGGCAGGGCUUUGGACUCUGGCCGCCCGCACGGAGGCGAGAAGCGGCCGUCCUGCCCACGGGGCGUCUGAGGCCUCAAAGGAGCCGAGGGGCCCGGGGAAGCACGGGGAGGGCCCCCGCGCUCUCCAAAUGCUGCCGCCCCAGCCGUGUGUCCGGCCGUGGCUUCUGGAAGCCACAUCACAGAGUGAAGGAUCACGGGGCGGGGUCUACGCCAGGCGUCUGUGGGCCUGCUGCCGCCUGGCCCGCAGCUGUGUGACCGCAGCCGGCAGCUGCCCGUCUCUGGGCCUCAGGCUCCGCAUCCAUGGGGCACUGAGAAGGGAGGAGGCCGGGCAUGGGGCCCGGGAGAGAGGGUCAGUGUCAGGGCUGAGGGAAGACACAGUGAGCAACGGCUUCCCCGGAAGGUGAGCAGGAGGGGUGCUCUCUGGCCAGGAAUCC